Messenger RNA from Penicillium waksmanii, 486 nucleotides. RefSeq lists its product as uncharacterized. Bases 1 to 486 code for a protein of 161 amino acids. The record is from RefSeq and is a predicted model, not a curated record. The transcript has 3 exons. Gene Ontology annotation, molecular function: glutamine synthetase activity. Lineage: Eukaryota; Fungi; Ascomycota; Eurotiomycetes; Eurotiales; Aspergillaceae.
AUGUGGGGACCUACCUUAGUAGUAGCUCAUAGACACACUUUUCCUUCAAGUGCCAAAAGUCUGUGGGUUCCCGAGGUCUCGAGCGGUUUAGGGUUGGAAGAUCGAAGAGCGUCAGUUCGACUCGUUGCACCACCUGUGUGCAAACCGAGCGCUACUCGUUUUGAAAUACGGAUACCAGGAGCUGAUCUACAUCCUCACUACGCACUUACGGCUCUUAUUUCUGCUGGCUGGAAGGGCGUGGAGAACAAAUCCGAGCUCACUAUUCCUCCACUAUCAGCACAUGAUCCUGGGAAUUCGACACUCGUCUAUUUGCCUAAUUCUCUCGAGAAAGCCGUUGAAAAUUUCAAAUCGCCAAAUACUGCUGCCCGCGAUAUUCUCGGAUCUGAGUUUGUUGACUUUUUUACUCUAUCUCGGGAACAUGAACUGCGGCUGUAUCGCGAGGCGGUGACUGACUGGGAGUUUAAGCGUUAUAUUGAGAUUGUGUAG